Molecule: messenger RNA, 2652 nt
Organism: Amoebophrya sp. A25
Lineage: Eukaryota; Dinophyceae; Syndiniales; Amoebophryaceae
Source: the annotation of a GenBank genome assembly
AUGGGUCGCCCUCAGACGAGGGCCAUCUCGUCUUCAAGGAGGACCUCCCAUUAUACUUCAUUUAUGGCUUCCGGGAAUUCAUCUUCAGAAGCAACAUCUUGGACCUCCGACGUGUGAGGGGGAAACGGGUCCGAGAUGACGGGCUUCAAGACGGAUUCCCGAGAGAUCUAAUUCAUUCACAUCAAAGAGGUCCGCGUGCUUAAAACUUCUAGCAGUUCUUGACGUCAUCAGUGGGAGUGCGGUAGUAGAGGGCCGACUAGAAGAUGAGGGCUUGCUGAAACGCAGAAAAGAGUUACGGCUGAAGCAACUUCUGUAAACCUGCCUAACUGGCCUCGAGAAAAGGUAAUUAAAUGUUCGUAGCGCGGGAAUUUGUGGACACAGGUAAAAAAAGAGUGGUCCGGGUGGAGCACGUGAAUGAAUGUCGAAGAUAUUUUCUCCAUCCUACAGCUUAGACUUACUUAGAUUCUCACUGUUUCUUAUUUGAAGAUGCCUGUCGUACUUAGUUCUGUUCUUUGAAGAUGCUGCUGCAUCUUUAUACACGACUAUGCUGCAACAUCUUUUUAGACGAGUAAGUAGUACCCAUUCUACUAACUUUUAGGUAGUAGAAGUACCCAAACCCAUUCUACAACUCAUGCAAAAGAUUAAGAUGAUAAUAGUUCGUCUUCUCGUGCUGCAUUUUUGAGCUCACUAUAAUUGAUUUUACUUCAAUACGAGUCUAGAUCUAGUAUUUGAAUCCGACUUGGAUUCAAGAAAGUGUGAGUAGUUUGCCCCUCAAGGACGAUGAUCAUUCAUAAUCAAGGACUACAUUGGAGCACUUUCAUUACAUUACGUCUUCCAGAAGAUGCACCACAAAGUCAAUUACUUGAAAACAAUUUGUUAAUGGCUUUAUUCGGUUGCGGAUGCUGUGCUACGAUUACUAGAGCAGUUUCCCCCUAAGACAUACCAUGUUACAGAAGAUCCGCUACAAAGUGAAUUAUGUAAAGAAUUGAUACAAAUGGGGAAACGCAAGAUCGAAAGCCAUAGCAGUCGUCAAAUGGAGAAGGCAUGACAGUGAAUGUAACAUCAAAUAGCUAGCCCUUCUCGCUCUACACUCGAUCCUAUUGAUCUCGGUACAUGCAGAAUUUUAGAGCGUAACGGCUUAGGAAUACACUCCCUGCGCCACUUUUGGCGGUGGUUAUUCCUACGUUGACACUGAGCGGCCCCAACGAUAGAGGGAAACGCGACGGCAGGGGCCAACGCGUCCCCGAGUUGUGAAAACCGUGCGCAAUUUUGCUUGUUCGGUGUGUUUGUUCUUAUCCUGCGGCAGGUUGCCUAGGUCGUGUCCUCGUCUAUCGUUCUGCAGUUGGUGCGGGGCGAAAGUUGUGAAAUGGUCGAAGUCCCAAAAGGUGCGCACAUCGCCCGCAGGGCUUGGCCCCGCGCGUUGUGUGGCGCGCGCGCCACGUACUCUCGGCCGCGCGCUUCCUCUGGCCUUCGUUCGCUGAAGGUGGCAGGGACAAGACUGACGACAGACGCAGGCCGCGGCGUGGCUCGUUGCUUGUUGGUCUUGCUCCUGUGUUGUGUCUGUCUUUGUGUGGGUCUGUGGCGCUUGGGGGGGCGUGCUGCAGAUGGGGACAGGGCGCCCGCGGAUGUGUUCGCCGGCCCUCGGUCGUUCGGUGUCUGUGUUCUUUGUCUUCGGUGUUCUGCGCUGUCUCCUUGGGCUGGUUGCUCUGUGCAGUUCGUUUGCCUUCGGUUUCUGUCUUGCGGUGUUGUGGCGGGCUUCGCUUGUCCGCUGGGUGGACUCACAGGGACCUCGGCCAAAUUGGUGCGCUCCACCUUUCCCCCCGCCCCCUAGAGGCUUGAGGCACUAAAGGAAAAAUCGAGCAGACUUGCCUGCGGUGCUUGUGUCUUGUUUCAGCUGGGUGCUUCUGCAGGUUCAUUAGUGGGGCCUUUUUCCUUUUGUCUCGCGGUAGACAGAGACGCCCGGCAAGCGCUCAUCUCGGGGCGAACUUGCCCAGCGUCGACUGUGUUCUUGUUCAGUUUCCUUUGGGUUGCUCCCAGCGCUUCACUCUUCAGAGGCUCCCCGGCCAAACAGAAAACACGGGCCAGCGUUCUGCGGACUGCAGAAGCCCCGGCGCCCUCGCGUUCUGUUGUUAGCUGGCUCCGCUCGGCUCCUCUCGGGUGUCUGUCUUGGUCCCCUUCUGUCUCUGUGAUUUCGCUGGCCGCUCCGUCUGUUUCUCGCGUGUCUCUCUCUCUCUCUCUCUCUCUCUCUGUGUUUCCACUGCGGAGGAAGGUCACGCGACCGGCAGCUCGGUCUCGGUUCUCGGUCGGCUCCCCUCGGUUGAGGUAUAAACACUCUGCGGGGGUUGUGCUCUUCUCGUGCUCUUGAAUUAUAUUCGAACUGCUUUUAGCUCCCCUAAUUUUCACCGUAGGUAGCUCACUCUUGUUUAACGGUUCGAAAAAGGUUGGCUUCGCAGGUUUAUCCUUAUCGCAGCGUGCUCGCCUAUCGUUCUGCGUAUAUCAUCUAUCUUCAUCAUCAUCGUCAUCAGUAGUUUUUAUCAUGCAGAAGUAGAUGCGCCACAAAGUCAAUUCCUGCUCUAAUACAAGCAGGGGAAGCUCCUGCUCCCGUUGACGAGAAUGACUCGGAUUCGUGUGCGGAACAAGAACAUGACGCAU